Molecule: messenger RNA, 5110 nt
Organism: Lycium ferocissimum
Lineage: Eukaryota; Viridiplantae; Streptophyta; Magnoliopsida; Solanales; Solanaceae
Product: ABC transporter C family member 10-like
Exons: 12
Coding region: 477-4868 (1463 amino acids)
Biological process (GO): transmembrane transport
Cellular component (GO): plant-type vacuole; vacuolar membrane
Molecular function (GO): ABC-type transporter activity; ATP binding; ATP hydrolysis activity
Source: RefSeq, a predicted model, not a curated record
UUUCUACCAGUUUCCACAAAACAAUACUCAAGUACACUACAAUACAAGUAUAUUGUUAUUUCCACGAACAUGGUAUUGUCUCAAAAUUUAUUCGAAUAAACACAAGUACACAACAAUAUAUAGUUUCAUCUUAAAACCUGGAAGUGCACAGUUGGUAACUUAAAAAAAUUGUUUGUUACGUGCAAGUCUCACGUCAGAAGUCCAUAUUUGCAUCUCAGAUGCAUGAGAAUCUUGUUUACUCAGCUUACUUUUAUAAAUUUUAAAUCUUGGAGCUAUUAUAUAGUGUACAAAUUAAAGAUGAAAUAUUUUCACUUCAAGGCAAACAAGUAGUUAUACUCUGGUGGAAAUGUCGAGGAGCUAAGGUUGUUAGAGGACCAUAAGAUGCAUGUUUCAUUCUUACAAAUUUGUAUUAUUCAGAUGACUGUGUUCUUUUGAGCUGAAAUCAACAAAUACAAGAAGUUUUAUCAGGGACAACCAUGGAUCUCUGGCUGGUUUUCUGUGGGAAGUAUGAGUGUUCUCAGAGGGCUGGAGAAACUUGCAGUUCAAUUUUUACAACUAUCCUUGAUCCAUCCUCAUGUACCAAUCAAAUUCUGGUCAUUUCUGCAAAUAUCCUACUUCUGAUGAUUCUUGUUUUCCUCUCUUUUACUAAGUUUUCAUCAAGAAAGUGCGUGGCAUCCUCCGAGUUCCAAGGCAAUUCCGUCUCGUCAAGUUGUUCCUACAUUUUCAAUGUCAGUUUAGCUUUAUCAUACUUGUGUUUUGGGAUAUGGAAAGUUUCAGACAAAGUCAUCAGAGAACAAACUAUUCCGCCACUCCUCCAAUGGCUAGUUCCGUUGUCACAAGGGCUCAUGUGGUUGCUGCUAAGUUUAUUUUCUAUCAACAAGAAACAACAUAUUUCUUCACUGGUGAAGCUGUGUCUUUUUCUUGCAAGCUUACUAGCAGCAUUUAUUUGCAUUUCAUCCAUAUGGCAAGUAAUCGUAGAGAACAUAGUAUCCACAAAGUCAGUCUUGGACAUGUUACCACUUCUAGGGGCGAUUCUAAUGAUCAUUUCUGAGUCAGAAGUCCAAAAGAAAUUAAGCACAUGCGAACCUCUUUUGGAAAAAGUUGAAUCAAAGGAGAAUACAACUCCAUUUGCCAAAGCCGGAAUUUUUAGCAGAUUGUCCUUUUUCUGGUUGAAUGAUUUAUUGAAGAAGGGCAAGGAGAAAACUCUUAACGAUGAGGAUAUUCCAGAGUUGAGGCUGGAGGAUCAAGCUGGAACGCUGUACUCGUUAUUUAAAGAGCAAGUGAAUAAAAGAAAGGAAAAUACUUCAUAUGCUCGGUCUUCUGUAUUUUCCGCAAUAGUAUUCUGUCAAUGGAAAGCCAUUAUGGUAUCUGGAUUCUUCGCAUUGAUUAAGACAGUGACUGUGUCAAUAGGGCCUUUGUUUCUUUACGCCUUCAUUGAGGUUGCCAAAGGGAAAGGAUCUUUCAAAUAUGAAGGUUAUGUGUUAGCCGGGGGAAUCCUUAUUGCUAAAUGCAUAGAAUCAUUAGCAGAGAGGCAAUGGUUUUUCAGGACUAGACUAAUCGGCCUUCAAGUUAGAUCUUUGCUAACUGCAGCUAUAUACGACAAGCAACUCCGUCUUUCAAACACUGCUAAGAAUACUCAUUCACCUGGUGAGAUAAUAAACUAUGCCACCGUUGAUACUUAUAAGAUUGGUGAAUUUCCAUAUUGGUUUCAUCAAAUAUGGACAACAGGCGUUCAGAUAUGCAUUGCAUUAGUCAUAAUGUAUUAUGCUGUGGGACUGGCUACCGUGCCAGCUCUAGUAUUAGUUGUAGCAAGUGUGCUAGGAAAUUCUCCAGUCGCCAAAUCACAGCACAAGUGCUUGACAGAGCUUAUGGUUACACAAGAUAAAAUGCUAAGGGCCAUAACGGAAGCACUUACUAGUAUGAAAGUGUUGAAGUUGUACGCUUGGGAGAAACAUUUUAAGAAUGCAAUUGAAAAGCUAAGAGACGAAGAAUACAGAUGGUUAACGGCAUUGCAGAUUCAGAAAGGCUAUUACCUGAUUUUGUUUUGGUCAACGCCAAUUAUAGUAUCUGCAGUUACUUUCUGGUCUUGCUACUUACUCAAAGUCCCUUUGAAUACCACUAAUGUCUUCACAUUCCUAGCCACUUUACGCAUCGUUCAGGAACCUAUUAGGUCAGUUCCUGAUAUUCUCGGAGUAUUCAUAGAAGCAAAAGUCUCUUUAUCUCGAAUUGUGGAAUUUCUUGAGGCUUCUGAGUUGCAAAACAGACAUAUCGAGCAGAAGUACCGGGGAAAGGAACUUGAGCAGUCCAUAAUUAUCAAGUCAAAUGGGGUAUCAUGGGAUGCGAGUUCGCCAAAUCCUGCAUUGAAAAGUGUAAACCUUCGUGUUAAAUCGGGGCAAAAGUUAGCUAUCUGUGGAGAAGUUGGUUCUGGUAAAUCAACUCUUUUAGCUGCAAUUCUCGGAGAGGUUCCAUACAUCGAUGGCUUGGUUCAAGUUCAUGGAUCGGUGGCAUACGUUUCUCAGAAUGCAUGGAUUCAGACAGGAACAAUAAGGGAGAACAUACUUUUUGGUUCCGCAAUGGAUCAACUUAAAUACCAAGAAGUACUUGAAAGGUGUUCACUUGUGAAGGACCUUGAAAUGCUUCCUUUUGGUGACCAAACGAUUAUUGGAGAAAGAGGUGUUAACCUCAGUGGCGGACAGAAGCAGCGAGUUCAGCUGGCACGUGCAUUGUAUCAAGAUGCAGACAUAUACCUGUUGGACGAUCCAUUCAGUGCAAUUGAUGCACAUACCUCAACCUGUCUGUUUAAUGAAUAUGUCAUGGGAGCUCUUUCUGGAAAAACAGUCUUGCUUGUGACUCAUCAAGUAGAUUUCCUUCCUACAUUUGAUUCAAUAUUGCUAAUGUCUGAAGGGAAGAUCAUACAAUCAGCUUCCUUUGAUCAGUUGCUUCUUUCUUGUGAAGAGUUUCAAAACCUCAUUCAUGCACAUGGCGAGGCAACUAAAAGUGAGUGUUCUCCACAAGAAAGGACCAAAAGCUCCGAAGAAAAUAUUCGUCAAUUGUGUGCAGAAGAGCAGCCUGUUGGUGAGCAGUUGAUCAAACAAGAAGAAAGAGAAACAGGAUACACCGGUCUUAAGCCUUAUAAACAAUAUCUUGGACAAAGCAACGGAUUUUUAUACCUCCUUUUGGCGAUAUUUUCACACCUCAUAUAUAUGGUUGGGCAGCUAGGACAAAAUCUUCUGUUAGCUGCUGAUUUACAGAGUUCAAAAACCAGCAAAUUUAAUCUCAUCUUACUAUACUCAUCCAUAGGUUUUGGUAUGUCAUUAACCUUGUUCCUUAGGUCCUAUGCAGUGAUUGAUUUAGGCCUCAAGUCUUCAAAAUCUAUUUUUACUAAGCUACUAACGUCUAUAUUCCGAGCACCAAUGUCAUUCUACGACUCAACCCCACUCGGAAGAAUACUUAGUCGGUUGUCUUCUGACCUCAGUGUUUUAGAUCUUGACAUGUCGUUUCGAUUCAGUCAAGCGUUGGCCUCUACCUUGACCACAUAUUUUAGCUUAGGAAUAUUGGCUGCUCUCACCUGGCCAAUCUUGAUUGUCAUUAUACCGACGAUUUAUAUGACAGUGAUUUUACAGAGAUUCUAUUUUGCUUCAGCAAAGGAACUUAUGAGAAUUGAUGGCACAACAAAGUCAUCGGUUGCUAGCCAUCUUGCUGAAGCCAUCGCGGGGGCAAUGACCAUCAGAGCUUUCGAGGAGGAGGAUCGUUUUUGCACAGAAUAUUUGCGCCUUGUUGAUAAAAAUGCAAUUGCAUUUUUCCACAGCUUUUCAGCAACCGAGUGGUUGAUCCAACGGUUGGAGAUACUAUGUGCCUUAGUUCUCUCGUCCUCGGCCUUAGCCAUGGUUUUACUUCCCUUCGAAGGUUCUGACUCAGGAUAUAUUGGCAUGGCUCUGUCAUACGCUCUUUCCUUAAACGUAGUCCUAGUUCCGUCGGUCCAAAACCAAUGCAUGCUAGAAAAUUCGAUUAUUUCAGUAGAAAGGCUAGAGCAAUACAUGCAUAUUCCUAGUGAACGUGCUGAAAUUAUACAAGGCAACAGACCUGAUCCUUCUUGGCCUUCCACUGGUAAAGUUGAGAUUGUUGAUUUAAAGGUCAGAUAUCAACCCAAAGCUCCACUAGUUCUACAAGGCAUUAGCUGCAUAUUUGAAGGUGGACAUAAAAUUGGAGUUGUUGGCAGGACAGGUAGUGGGAAAACAACUCUUAUUAGCGCCUUAUUUCGCUUGGUAGAGCCAACGGAAGGAAUGAUCAUCAUAGAUGGCCUAAACAUUUCAACAAUCGGGAUUCAUGAUCUUCGAUCUUCUUUAUCGAUCAUUCCACAAGAUCCAACGCUUUUUAGCGGGACAGUUCGAUACAAUAUUGACCCCUUGUCAGAGCACACUGAUCAGGAGAUAUGGGAGGUUUUGGGCAAAUGUCAACUUCGAGACGUUGUUCAACAGAAAGAAGGAAAACUAGACUCCUCAGUGGCACAAGAUGGAUCAAAUUGGAGCAUGGGACAAAGACAAUUAUUUUGUCUUGGAAGAGCAUUAUUAAAAAGAAGGAAAAUAUUAGUGCUUGAUGAAGCAACUGCAUCAAUUGAUAAUGCAACAGAUUCAAUAAUACAGAAAACAAUAAGGACAGAAUUUGAGGAUUGCACAGUGAUAACAGUGGCUCACAGAAUCCCAACAGUGAUGGACUGCACUAUGGUUCUUGCUAUAAGUGAUGGGAAGCUGGUAGAGUAUGAUAAGCCAAUGAAACUUAUGAAAAAGGAAAGUUCACUAUUUGGGCAGCUUGUUAAUGAAUAUUGGUCACGUUCUCAAAAUGCUGACAUACAAAUUAAGUCCAUAUGAGUAGCCAAUGUGGAACUCAUGAAUAAGGAUUUAAGUUGUAUACAUUUAAUUAGUGCUUAUAUAGCGUGUUAUUUUAUUUUUCAGGUUACCAAUUCAUAUACCUACUAGACAUUAAUCUACAAUUAGCUUUUAAUUAAGAUAGGGUAGUUUAAUAAAUCAUAGUAAGAAUGUAAUAUAAUUAUGAUUUAAGUUAUAUGUGCUGAUAGUAAAAAAGUUUACACUAUCCAGUGCCAUUUUACUUG